Serendipita indica DSM 11827 is the source of this 1239-nucleotide messenger RNA. Lineage: Eukaryota; Fungi; Basidiomycota; Agaricomycetes; Sebacinales; Serendipitaceae. The record is from the annotation of a GenBank genome assembly.
AUGUCUGCAGCGAGCCAGACCCAAGGCGGCGACACAAGCAUCAAUGACAUGUCGACGUCAGGCGUAUCCGUCUUGAGCCCGUCCCAGGUGAUUGAUUCACUGGAAAAGGCGGUGGAAAAUGCAAAGAUCCGUGGAGAUCUCAAGUCGUAUGAGAGUUUUGUUGAAGACGUCGUCGAUGCGGGUAUAAAAUACCAAAUCCGCCUAUGCCCUGCGCUCGCCCAAAAGCACAAAGAACGCGCACCGACCCCCAAUAUCGCGCCAGAUGCGUCAAAUAUUACAGCUGUCGUUCAAACGAUCACGCAGACUGACCCGUUCUUGCCGCCCUUUAACUCGUUGCACAUUGGUGAAAUGCGAGAUGUACUCGAAGAGGAUAGCGUCGAGGGAUACAAUGUUCUUCUGAACAAGUUUGCGCUCGUUAAAGGUCACUUUUUGCUCGUCACCAAAGAAUACGAAUCGCAGGCGCAUCCACUCACACCGUCUCAACUCGUACAAACGUACUUGCUCCUCCUGGCUGCACAUACUCGCAACCGACCCUUUUUCGCGUUUUUCAAUUGUGGGAUCCUGAGCGGUGCGAGUCAGCCGCAUAAGCAUAUCCAGUUCUUCCCUGGACAAGCACCAAUCGAGCGGCUUGCCAAAGCGGCCAAAGUGGAGAAUGAGGGUAUGUCCCUCGCCCAUUUGCUCUUCCUCAACUCCCAUUCGCGGCGCAUAUCAAGCGACUGGACAAGAAUGUCCUUUCUGCUGCUGAAGCCCUUUGUUGAUGGAUCGAGUACUGCGGAGAGUAGUGACGAGGCACGGGAAGCGGUGGACAGGUUGAGUGCGGAGCUCGCCAUGUCGUUUAUGGCCAUCCUCGACGAAAUGUAUCAGACGAUACGCGUGCAUGCGCAUCAUUCGACCACCGAUACGAACAGUUCCGCAGGAAAUGGCGCAAACCUUGAAGUCGCGUCGGCGUUUGAGGGUGGCGGACCGUCGACGCCGAGCUACAAUGUCGUGAUGACGCUCGAGCACAUAUACCUCUUCCCACGUACAGCCGAAAAAUAUACGCCUACAUCAUCCUCUUCGAAUCUUACCCUCUCAAUAAACUCGCUUGGCUUUGCGGGCAUGCUACUCGUCAAGAGCGAAGAAGAAAGGGCCCUAGUAAAGGAGAUUGGGAUCACGAGCAUCCUUCGUAGAGUCGGUAUGGAGCCUCUCAAGGAAGAAGAUAAUAAGGGAUGCGACGACGUGUUUGCGGACCUUGCGUAG